This is a messenger RNA of Haliaeetus leucocephalus (bald eagle), 3303 nucleotides long. It is a transcript of the gene TMEM230, whose product is annotated as transmembrane protein 230. The transcript has 5 exons. The record is from RefSeq and is a predicted model, not a curated record. NCBI's taxonomy places the organism in Eukaryota, Metazoa, Chordata, Aves, Accipitriformes, Accipitridae. Gene Ontology annotation, cellular component: synaptic vesicle; endomembrane system. Bases 1091 to 1453 code for a protein of 120 amino acids. Gene Ontology annotation, biological process: synaptic vesicle transport.
GCGUAAAGCUGGGCUAGUGAUUGAAGCAAAUUUUUUUGGUGCAACCCCCUGCUGUAGUGGGGGUUACAAAACUCUUGAGCUAUUCUACUCAUAAACACAUUGUAAAAAUAAGCCAGAUGGUUUAGUUGCUUAUUUUUACAGCUUUAAUGACCAAAUUGAGUAGCCUCAUGUGAGAAACAUCCUUUAACAGUAGCGUCUACAUGCUUGUGUUCUGACUUGUGUACUGUGUGCUUUCUGGAUAAGUCCUUAAAGAAGAUGAAUGUUUACUGUGCCAUUGUCAUACCCAAAUAAUCAAAAUUAAGAUGUUCCCUUAAAAAAAAAAAAAGCUGGGGAAGCUUAGUAAAUGCUGUGCGUGUUUCUCCAUGUUUGAGAGAGUAAGCUUUUGAAGUUUAUAUAUUUAGACUUUCUUAGCAAGGAGAAAAAGGGGGAAGGAGGGAGAAAUCUGUGAAACUUAAGAUUAGGCUUUGGGGGCUCCAAAUCCAGUGUGUACUUUAUUAAUUUACAGGAACUGGAACCAUGGCAAUUCCUGCGGUUUCCUUGUUUGGAGCAGCUGGAGGAAGUAGAUCCCCAGCUGUCUUUCAUCUGAUGAGUUAAUACUGGUCCAGGUGCUAGAAAUAAUUUUCUGGCUAUAGCUUGUCUGUCACAUAUUUUGCCCUAAUGAAGGGCAGUGCUGUGUCUGAUGGUUCAGUUAUGUCCAGAUCUUCCUGUAGGAAAUCGACUUUAAAGCACGUGUAGGAGAGAUGUGCAUGAACAUGCUGUUUCACAAAUGAAUGCCGCCCCAAAAUGACAGAUUAGCUCCGGUGGGUCUUGUGUGACGUGGGCCUGGGUGACCAGGACGUGGUCCCCGCCACCCUGCCCGAGGACGCUAAUUCCAGCUGCUAAUCUGGUGUGCGAGGCCGAAAAUAACCCAGCGGCGCUGAGCCAGCGAGAAGCUGCUGCCACAACCUGGAAGGAAAUUACUGUCAUCACGAAUAAACUUCCUGGGUUGUUCUGCGGCCUGGGCAGCGCGGAAGAGAAGCGGCAGUGGGAGAGAUGGGCUCGGCCAGCAGCGUGAAUAGCAGGUUCUAGCUGAUGCUCAGGCUUCCUUGUAAUGAUGCCAUCACGGACAAAUCUGACUGCUGGGAUUCCCAGUAGCAAAGUCAAAUAUUCCAAGCUCUCCAGCACUGAUGAUGGAUAUAUUGACCUGCAGUUCAAGAAGAGCCCACCAAAAAUCCCUUACAAGGCAAUUGCACUGGCUAUUGUGCUCUUCAUGAUCGGGACCUUCCUCAUUAUCAUAGGAGCCCUCCUCUUGGCAGGAUACAUUAGCAAAGGCGGAACGGACCGUGCCAUCCCUGUGCUCAUCAUUGGGAUCCUUGUGUUUCUCCCAGGCUUCUACCACCUCCGCAUUGCAUACUACGCUUCCAAAGGCUACCGGGGCUAUUCCUAUGAUGAUAUCCCAGAUUUUGAUGACUGAACAAUGUAUUUAAUUGCAUUAUAAUUAGAUGUCGGUGUGCACUAAAAACUGUUCUGGGCAACCAGAUUAAGGCUUUAGCUGAAUCUGCUGUUGCCUACUGCUUCCAAUUGCUAAUGUAGUCACUCCAAUCAGCAUUAGGCUUUGCUGAGCCAGCAGCUUUGGAACAGCUCCAUCUGCUCUCCAGGACCCUUGGCUGGCUUUGGGGCAGAGCUGGGGAGCUGGGAUUACCCUCCCUAGUGCAGCAAUCCAGAGUGCCCUGGGUGCGGUAGGAAAACGUGCUUCUCCAGAAGGUCAGGAUUUGCAUUUUGAACCUCACGUGCAACCUUUAUUAAAUGUAUAAAGACCCCAGACUUCUAAUUGCUUUGUUUCAGGGUCCAAAUAUCCAGUUCCUUUUGUUGUGCAAUGUAACAGGAGCAGUGUCUGAAUAUGGCUUGUGGGCUGGUACUGAUACUCCAGAAUUGUCAGGUGUGCUUUGUGGACUGAAAAUAUUUUGAAACGAAGAGGGGCAGGUACCACUGUUGGUGCAGAGCAGGCCCGUGGAGAUGUUGAGAUGAGAACAGUGCUGGAUGAAUGCCUUGCUCUGGAAGUACUCUUAAAAUUGCCUUUUCUCCUCCUCCAGUAUUCUAGAUUAAACCCAAAGCCUGAGCCAAGAUCUUUUAACCUACAUCUCUUCCCUUGUUUGACUUAAUUGGCUUGUGUGUGCCCCAGUGUUGCACUCUGAGGAAUAACUGAUUGAAUUCAGGAUCUCCCUUUCCAUCUCUGAAGGCAACAACUAUGCAUGUUCUUUCCUGCUGUGCUGUGUCAUGCCAGCCCUCACCCAUCUCACAUUCCUGACGUUGCUGGCCCCUGGGCUGAUGGCAGCCCUGCUUCCCAGAUGUUGUCACGUACUGCUUGGCAGCAGCUGAAAUGUGUCGAUUAAAGCUAGGUCUGGCCAGGAGAGUGGCUGCUGACGCAAAAAAACAUGAAUCAGCCUCUAUUAGGGGAUAAGAAUGUAGAUUUGUUUGGUUUGGGGGAAAGGAGAGAGGAAGUGGAAGGGAAGUUUAGAUGGAAAAAGAGAAGGGGGAGGGAGAAGAUGCUUUCAAGUGGGGCUGAUAAGAUGCAGAAAAUUGGGAAGCCUGGGUUGACUAAGAAGGACAAGUAAAUGUAGGGGACAGGAGAAAAACAUGCUGACGUUUCUGAACGUAAGGCAAUUAAUUUUUUAUUUGACAGAAGCAAAGUCCUCAGGCAGCACAGUGUAUAAAUAAGAACAGUCCCUGCCCUAGUGCUCGCAGGGCUGUCUGUGUGAGGGAUGGCCACCGGGACGUUUUCCUCUCUACAGGGAUUGUUUUAUAUCUAAUCUGGAAAAAAGGAGACACAUCUGGGAAAGAAAAAAAGGUAUGUUGACUGCUGGAAAAAUGCAGAUCCAGAUGACUUCAUUCUUUGAGUUGACAUACUGCAGUCUAAGCAUGGUUUUCCUCCACAGUAUAAGUCUCUAAAUGUUCAAAUGUCUAUUAAUUGUCUAGCUGUAGUGUAGCUAAUAGCCAGGGUUCAAUUUUCUCUUGCAAAAUAGCAUGCAUUUACAUUUAUUGCAAGAGAUUGGAAAACAUUACUGCGAAUAUCUUGUUUCUCUGAGCCUCGUCCAUACCAUAGCAGUGGUGCUCCUCUAGUGUAGAUUUGAUUGUAAUCAGUGCAGUCAGCUCUUACAUUUGUUAAAGCAUUACAUAAGAAUGACGCUUUCCUCCCAAGUGGGGCUGGUGUUUCGGUGCUUCUGUGCUGAUACAUUACAACAGGAUCUUUUUAAUUUUCCUCCCACUCCUGCCACACUGUGGACCUGCAUGCAUGAUUUGCAUGGCUGGCUUGGCUCCUUUGCU